Messenger RNA from Homarus americanus (American lobster), 2760 nucleotides. RefSeq names its product asparagine--tRNA ligase, cytoplasmic-like (gene AsnRS). The transcript is spliced from 13 exons. Gene Ontology annotation, cellular component: cytoplasm. The record is from RefSeq and is a predicted model, not a curated record. Gene Ontology annotation, molecular function: asparagine-tRNA ligase activity; nucleic acid binding; ATP binding. The coding region runs from base 154 to 2139 and encodes 661 amino acids. Gene Ontology annotation, biological process: asparaginyl-tRNA aminoacylation. Lineage: Eukaryota; Metazoa; Arthropoda; Malacostraca; Decapoda; Nephropidae.
UCAGCUGAGGCUAGGAACUCGGGUAAGGCAACGGCCCGAGCCGCCGAGCGGGCCCCGAACAGGAGUGUAUUCAGACGACAGGGAGAUAGUGUCCGUGUUGGUUCAGGUGUAACACUACUUUUGGUGAACUCCUAUGCCAACGGAGCGCACAGGAUGACAGAUCAGACUGCUGAAAAGAUCAACGAGAUGAGUUUAGGAGAAAUUUACACAUCUGACAAGUUGGGGUCAGACGACACUGGUGAUGGAACUCCAGAUAAGCCAUACAAGACUGCUCUUCAGGCAAUGCGGAAAGCUGGUAAAGAGCCAUUCCCAACAAUAUAUGUGGAUGGCAAGGAAGAAGGCCAGGGAGUAAAUGUGGUGUCAGGCAGCACUGAAGCUGACCUAACCCAAUGUCUACAAGCAUUAGAUGAACAUUUAAGCCAGUCAAGCUACAUUAUUGGCCACGUACCCACCCAGGCUGAUGCUGUGGUACAUGUCUGUACGAGUGGAUUAUCACCUUCUCAAAAUGGCCCCGUUUCACCUUUGUAUCCACAUUUGGUGAGAUGGUGGAGGCAUAUUCAAAGUUUUGGCUCUGAUUCAAAGGAUUUCCCACAAACAGAUCUUGGUAUUCUUAGUCAGUUCAACCUACCUGAUGCCAGACUACCACAGACAUACGAAGUAAUUGCAAAAAGCCAGUUGAAGAAACUCACAAAACUUUGGAAAGAUGAGUGCAAAAAACGUGAAGCACGUUUGAAAAAAGAAAAAGAAGAUGAGGAAAAGCGAGCCAAGGUGCUAGAAGAAGCCAAGAAAGUGACAAUAUCAGAGGAUCCAAGUUUACCCACUGCUGCCUGCAUUAAGAUCAAAGAUAGUAAAGACUACCGUACCAAAAGAGUUAAAAUUCAUGGAUGGGUGCACAGACUACGAAGACAAGGCAAAAAUAUGAUGUUUAUUGUUCUUCGUGAUGGGACCGGCUACCUACAAACAGUUUUAACUGACAAGUUAUGUCAAACAUAUGAAGCUGCAAUCCUCAACACAGAGAGUAGUGUCACAUUAUAUGGCAUCCUUCAGGAAGUUCCAGAAGGAAAAGAGGCACCUGGAGGACAUGAACUACAGGUGGAUUACUGGCAACUUAUUGGAGAAUCGCCAGCAGGUGGUGCAGAGGCAGAGAUAAACCAACUGUCUAACCCUGAUGUACAGUUGGAUAAGCGCCAUCUGAUGAUCAGGGGUGAAAAUUGCUCUAAGGUUCUACGAUUACGUUCCAUUUUAAUGAAGGCCUUUGUGGACCACUACAGUGAUAGAGGAUAUGAGUGGAUGUCACCUCCUACAAUGGUUCAAACACAGUGUGAAGGAGGUUCAACCCUCUUUGAUUUUAACUUCUUUGGAGAAAAGGCAUAUCUCACACAGUCCAGCCAGCUUUACCUUGAAACGUGCCUUCCAAGCUUUGGUGAUGUAUUUUGUAUUGAGCAGUCUUAUAGAGCAGAACAGUCACGAACUCGUCGUCAUCUAGCUUCCUACACUCAUAUUGAAGCUGAAUGUGCCUUCAUCACAUUUGAUGAACUUUUGGAUCGUAUUGAAGAUUUGGUAUGUGAUGUGGCUGAUAGAGUUUUAAAACAUCCUGUGGGUGGUCAGAUUCUGAAGGAGUUACACCCAGAGUUUGUGCCACCUACCAGACCAUUCCUUAGGAUGCCAUAUUCUGAUGCCAUCAAGUACCUAAAGGAGCAUAACAUCACAAAGGAGGAUGGUUCCAACUAUGAGUAUGGUGAGGAUAUUCCAGAGAUGCCAGAACGAAAGAUGACUGAUCAGAUUGGGAGGCCAAUUUUGCUCAAUAGGUUCCCUGCUGGCAUCAAAGCCUUCUACAUGUCCAGAUGUGAAGACGACAAAUCCCUUACUGAGUCGGUUGAUUUGCUGAUGCCUAAUGUGGGAGAAAUUGUAGGAGGAUCUAUGAGGAUGUAUGACCAUGCAGAGUUAGUGGAAGCCUACCAUGCCAGUGACUUGGACCCUAAGCCUUACUAUUGGUAUACUGAUCAGCGCCUAUAUGGUACCUGUCCCCAUGGGGGUUAUGGUUUGGGACUGGAGCGUUUCCUGUGCUGGAUUGCUAAUCGUUACCACAUUCGUGAAGCAACACUUUACCCAAGAUUUGUUGGACGUUGUACACCGUAAGAGUAAAAAUCCUGAACACAGGUGGCUUAGAAAAUUUUCAUGCUCGGUAGAAAUAAACUUUUAUGAUAUGUUAAUUUUCACUAAAAUUGGAAUGUCACAAAUGAUAAAACAUUUUAUUCAUUUUGAUUAAGUCAUUAUAUUAGAGUAUAUUCAUUACUUUCAACCGUUUCACAAUUGAUUUUAAUGUCGCGUUAUAUGGUAAUGGUUAGUUGUCGUUUCUGUACAAUUGUUUAGCAAAAGAAUAAUCUUGUGCUAAUAAUUUAUUUAUUUAUUACAUAAUUGGGAGGAUCCAGAGGACCAACUGCUGGAGAGGGAGGACAAUAUUCCCAUUAGCAUUAAAUUCAACUUUUUUUUUUAUGAAUAAUAAGUGAUUGUGUUCUACAGUUUCACAUAUAAUGCAGACAUACUUUUUGUAUUUACAGUACAAAUAAUGUAUGAAAGUAAAUAGCCAUUUGAAUAGAACAUUGCUCCCCCUCCCCACCCAGUCAGCCAUUGUUUGUUAGACUUACUUUUUAGCACAGUGACAAAACUCGUUGGAUCAUUAAAAAUUAAUAUUUAUCUGUCAAAUUUGAUUUCCAUGGUUAGAUACAGUAUUGCUAAAAUAGACAAAUACAAAAAUAA